AUGUUAACCUCCCUGUACCUCGGACCAACCGACACCCUUCUUCAAAUUCUGCAACAAAGUUUCCCAGAAUUAGGAGCCACAAGACAAGACCUCGGAGAUAUGAGCUGGAUAGAAGCUGUCCUAACCAUCGGCGGCUUCCCGAAAGGCACAAACCCUAAAGCUCUCACGGGCACUAUCGUCAACAACGGGAAACCAAAUUACUUCAAAGGAAAAUCCGACUACGUGAAGAACCCAAUCCCCAUGGAAAGCCUGGAAGGGGUUUGGGACUUUCUGCGAGAGAACAGCUCGGGCUUGCUCCUCAUGAGCCCGUACGGUGGAAGAAUGGAGGAGAUAUCAGAGUCGGCGAUUCCAUUCUCGCACAGGGCUGUAAAUCUGUACAAAAUCCAGUACGUUAUGAGUUGGAGCGAAGCAAAGAUGGAGGCCUAUGAAAGCCACAUGAGCUGGAUAAGAAGGCCGUUUCACUACACUCCCUUCGUCUCCAAAUCUCCAAGAGAAGCGGAUGUGAGUUGGAGAUGCGGAUGUGAAUUACAGGGAUGCCCCGCAGCAGUUUUCCGGUAG
This is a messenger RNA of Ipomoea nil (Japanese morning glory), 558 nucleotides long. RefSeq names its product berberine bridge enzyme-like 15. Lineage: Eukaryota; Viridiplantae; Streptophyta; Magnoliopsida; Solanales; Convolvulaceae. The record is from RefSeq and is a predicted model, not a curated record. The transcript has a single exon. The coding region runs from base 1 to 558 and encodes 185 amino acids.